CUCUCUCUCUUUAUAAUGUCCAUAAACCAGUUCUCUGCAGACGUUCCAGAAACUCUGUGGUGGGCUCAACAACACCACCACCACCACCACCGACAGUCCAUCAUGGAACCAAACCCAAACGCUCCUUCCUCUAAACCACACAAGCUCCCUAUCUCAAACCCCAAUUCUUCUUGGCCUUCCCACCUCUACCCUCACUAUCACCACCUCCAUCCCAUGUUCUCUCCCCAUAACCCCAGUCUCAGUUUCAAUCUCAACCACGGGGACGAUGAAGAACAAGACCCUGAAGAAGAGCCACCCCUCAAGCGACAAGAACAACAAGUUCACCAAGAACUGGAAAAAGAACCCAUGUUCGAGAAACCCUUAACACCAAGCGACGUUGGGAAGCUUAACCGUUUAGUAAUACCAAAACAGUAUGCGGAGAAAUAUUUCCCUCUGGGCGGUGACUCGGUUGAUAAAGUUCUUUUACUGAGUUUCGAGGACGAAUUAGGCAAGUUCUGGAGGUUCAGGUAUUCUUAUUGGAGCAGUAGCCAGAGCUAUGUAUUAACAAAAGGGUGGAGCAGGUAUGUGAAGGAGAAGCAACUCGAUGCAGGCGACAUCGUUUUAUUCGAACGACACCGUAUGGAUAGUGAGAGGCUGUUUAUAGGGUGGAGGAGGAGAGGGGAUAACAGCGGCAGUGGAGUGGUGGUGCAGGGUAGCAGUGGUGGGGUGUGGAGUAGGGGAUUGUAUUCUUCUUCUUCUUCAUCUGGGCACCAACCUUAUCAACAUGGCCAUGGGGCUAACCUUACUGCUUGUGUCCCACAUCAACCUGAGGGUCUCCAUGCAGGGUCUGGUGUGCAGAACCAGAUAAUACCGUUGGGGAACUCAAAGAGGCUGAGGCUAUUUGGAGUGAACUUGGAGUUCCAACUUGAUGAAUCGGAACCAUCCACACCAGAUGGUUCGUCUUUUUCGAGCCAGGGUCCAACGCAACAGCAACUCUACAGCUUUCACUCAGCUUAUUCUUCUUCUUCAAAUAGCAGCCAUGGUCACAUGGAUAUAACUUUAUCAAGAGAUGUCAACCAGACGAGAAAUCAUCGAGGAUAAGAUCUGUGGAUGUGACGUUCCUCGAUUUGACUUAAUUGAACACUCCCCUAUCUCCCUUCCCUACCCCUUCCUCCACUUGGAAGGUGAGAAAGAUUUUAUGAAAAAUAUUUCUUUCUUUAUAUAUAUAUAUAUAUAUAUAUAUAUAAGAAAUCCCUGAAUUUCAGGUGCAAAGUUCAAGCCAGGUAGAAAAGAGGGGAGUGGAAAAAAAAAAUGGAGAAAAUUUUAGAAGGGGGGAAAAGCCAAAGGGAUGAGAGAUGGGGUCCAAUGAAGACAGAAAGGAGUAGAGGGGACAAAUGGUGACAUAAGGAAAUUGCCAAAUGGGAAAAUUUUUGAGUGGGUUGGGAAUUGAAAUUGAGGGAGGAAUCUAUUUAGACACUGUUGAGAUUCUGCCUGAAGAUUUUUCAUAAGGUAUCAUAAUCAUAAUGGAAGAGGGUGGUAUGGUGGUGGAUGGAUGGAUUGACGGGUGGGUGAUGGCCGGCCUUCAAUUCAUGGAUGGCAGCCAAGUAAUGUAGUUGCCUCUCUCUCUCUCUCU
Molecule: messenger RNA, 1612 nt
Organism: Hevea brasiliensis (rubber tree)
Lineage: Eukaryota; Viridiplantae; Streptophyta; Magnoliopsida; Malpighiales; Euphorbiaceae
Product: B3 domain-containing protein At2g36080-like
Exons: 3
Coding region: 16-1080 (354 amino acids)
Molecular function (GO): DNA-binding transcription factor activity; DNA binding
Source: RefSeq, a predicted model, not a curated record